Molecule: messenger RNA, 774 nt
Organism: Fusarium vanettenii 77-13-4
Lineage: Eukaryota; Fungi; Ascomycota; Sordariomycetes; Hypocreales; Nectriaceae
Exons: 2
Coding region: 1-774 (257 amino acids)
Source: RefSeq, a predicted model, not a curated record
AUGCUCGUUCUCGAAGGUCUGCCGACGUCGCUGGUCUCGAACGACUUUUUGCGUUUAAACGGCAAGGAUCUCGCCAGCUGGAGGAACCUCAUCAAGGAGGUCCACCAGGAGCGUGACCCGUGGACGCUCGACCCCAUCGGCACCUACCGCAUCUCGUUCGGAUCGAGCUCCGCCGCCGAGCUUUACCAGGCCACGCUCGACCGUCUCCUCCGUCUCGCCCGGAUAAAGCUGCACUGCACCACCGGUCUCUGGACCAGCGAGGUCCCGCCCGAGCUGCGAGGCGACGGAGAGUUCGAGGCCGAGCUCGAGCAGUUCUCCCUCGUCCCGGGUUCGUACCCGGGAACCAUCUCCUCCAAACUGUCCCGCUCCAAGGGCAAAUGGCCGUGGCAGCUCCUCAUGGACUUCCUCGUCCGCCGCUCCGGCUACAAACUCCCGCCGGCCGCUGUUCUGCUGCAGCUGCGGCACCCGCUCCUAUCGGGCACGGGACUCGACAGGUUAAUCAGAAUGGACGGUGCCGAGCGCAACCAUCCGUGGAAUGUCAGCUCUGUCUACUCGCUCUCCCGCACCCUCGAGGACCACGCCUUGCUUGACAAGUUCGGCACGCGAGUGGCCCUAGAAGACAUCAACUUUCGCCUCAAACUCAACACUCGCUUUGUCCUUCUCUGUAGAGACUCCGAGGUUGCCUGGCGGUUUAUUCGGAGCUGGAACCAGCGGGAGCUUGUGGACGACAAAGGCAGAAAAACAACAGUGACGGCAUCAUAUAUUGAGUUUUAG